UCGGUGCCCAUUGGUUACCAAUGACACUUCUUGGGGCGCGACAAUUUCCGGCUGUUCGUAAUGUCUUCCGGAGUUUGUGCUUCUUGUUUUAGGUCCGAUGCACAGUGAAAGCCAAGUCAAAUUGUUCCUAAUAAACUUGGGACCAUGUUAGGAAACAACGAAACAUAUUCUGCAUAGCUGCCGCCAGAUGAAGCCAGAGAGUAGCGCAAAGCUUGCCAAGCGCACAGGAAGCCAGGCCGUGAGGGGCCUUCAAGUGCUCUCCUCCAGUGGUGGACCUCUCCUCUCCACACCUUCUCCAGGUCGCUGGUCUGAACUUGACCUCCACCUCCCAUCACCAUGGCCUCAGCCCUGGCCCGCAGUCCUCGGGAGGCAUUACUUUGGGCCUUGAGUGACCUCGAGGAGGACAAUUUCAAGAUAUUAAAGUUUCACUUGCGGGAUGUGACCCUGGCUGAGGGCCAGCCCCUCUUGGCCCGAGGGGAGUUGGAGGGCCUGAGUCGGGUGGACCUGGCAUCGCGACUGAUUUUAAAGUGUGGAGAACAGGAGGCUGUGAGAGUGGUGCUCAAGGGCUUGAAGGCCAUGAACUUGUUGGAACUUGUAGACCAGCUCAGCCACAUUUGUCUGAAUGAUUACAGAGAAAUAUACCGAGAGCACUUGCGCGGCCUAGAGGAGAGCCAAGAGUGGGGAGUCAACCACAGCUACAACCAGCUGCUCCUGGUGGCCACACCCAACUCAGGGGACCCAGGAUCACCUCCCAGCCCAGACCUGGAGCAAGAGCUGGAUUCUGUUACAGUGGAGACUUUAUUUGAUCUCGGGGAAAAGCCCUCCCCUGCCCCAUCCUUAGUGGUGCUACAAGGCUCUGCUGGUACCGGAAAGACAACCCUGGUGAGAAAAAUGGUGCUGGACUGGGCCACUGGUACCCUGUACCCAGGCGGGUUUGAUUAUGUCUUUUAUGUGAGCUGCAGAGAAGUGGUCCUGCUGCAGGGGUGCAAACUGGAGCAGCUCCUCUUCUGGUGUUGUGGGGAUAACCAAGCCCCUGUCACAGAGAUUUUGAAACAGCCAGAGCGGCUCCUGUUCAUCCUGGAUGGCUUUGAUGAGCUACAGAGGCCCUAUGGACAGCUGGGGAAGAGGGUGGGGAGUCCCAUGGAGAACGUGCUGCGCCUUUUGAUUAGGAGACGGUUGCUGCCCACAUGCUCCCUUCUCGUUACCACGCGGCCCCCUGCUUUGGGGAGUCUGGAGCCCAUGCUGGGUCAAAGGCGCCAUGUUCAUGUUUUAGGUUUCUCUGAGGAGGAGAGGAGGCAGUAUUUCAGCUUCUAUUUUAAGGAUGAAGAGCCAGCCAAACAUGCCUUUGAAUUUGUACAAGGAAAUGAUGUUCUGUACACAGCGUGUCAGGUUCCAGGCAUCUGCUGGAUGGUCUGCUCCUGGCUGAAGGAGCAGAUGGAAAGAGGCCAGGCAAUCUCAGAGACACCCAGGAGCAGCACCGACAUCUUCACUGCCUACGUAUCCACCUUCCUGCCCGCUGAUGACAGUGGGGGCUCCUCUGAGCUUACCAGGCACAGGGUCCUGAGGGGUCUGUGCUCCUUGGCCACUGAGGGGAUCGAGCAUCAGAGGUUCCUAUUUAAAGAGGAUGAGCUCAGGAAGCACAAUUUAGAUGGCUCCAGGCUUGUUGCUUUCCUGAGCAGCAGCAAUUACCAAGAGGAACUUGACAUCAAGAAGUACUACAGCUCGCACAUUAGUUUCCAGGAAUUUUUUCAUGCAAUGUCCUAUCUGGUAAAGGAAGGCCAAAGUCAACUGGGGGAAGCAUCCUCCAGAGAAGUGAAAAGACUGGUGGAAGCAAAGGAGCAGAAAAAGAAUGAAGAGAUGACCCUCAGUACGCAGUUUUUAUUGGACAUAUUGAAAAAAGAGAGCUUCUUGACCUUGGAGCUUCAGUUCUGCUUUGAAGUUUCUCCCUCCGUAUUGCAGGAUCUUAUGCAUUUUAAAGAACAAAUGGAAUCUAUAAAGCACCAGAGGAGUUGGGAAUUUGAAUUCUCCCUGUAUAAUACCAAAAUAAAGAAUCUUUCAAAAGUUGUUCAGUUGAGUGACAUCCAAGUCAAGUUGUCACAUUCAAAUGAAAGGAAAUUACCUACCGGGAAGCUGUUUUCUGUCAAAACCAGAUUGGAUAAAGGUCAGAAAGUGGAACAAAAAUGCAAUCCUGAGGGUGAAUGCAGAGGGACAGAGGAACGAGACUCAGAAGUUAGAAGCAGCAGGAUGGAAAGCAGGAAAAAGGGGACAGUGGAGAUGAAGGAUCAGAAGGAUCACGGGAUGGAGAAACAGGAGGAUGGGGAAGGGCAGAGAAAAGAUGGAGAAAUGAGAGAUGAGACUAAGGGGUAGCAGAAAGAGUGAAGGACAGAGAAACAAAUAGAGAAUUAGAUUGCUGAGGGUCUGAAGGCUUGGCAUAGCAUCUGGGGAGAGGUCAUGUGGACUGAGUUCUUAGGAACAAUCAUCUUUUACCAUGGAUAGCUGAUUAGCACCCCUCCCUCAAGGGGCUGUUUAUGACCGUCUAUAGUGUGGAGUCCUCCUUCAGUAGCUCUCUUAUAUGUUAAUGCCAAUGACCAAGGCUUUGAUUCUGCAUCUGAUUCCUUUUAAAAAUAAAAUAAGCUACUUAAAAUAAUCAAGCAUGAAGUGAAUUAAUUUGGAGCAUAUCUGUGUCCACACUUUAAGGGAAAUAUACUGUGGCAUAAUGGGAUGUCUCUCUGGCUCUGUAUUUGUGGUCAACUACUGCUUAAGUAAAGAGCAGCCUUCUGUUCUUUCUAGAAGCUUUGAGAAUUUACAUUUGUUGAACAUAAGCCACUGCUUGUCACAGACCUGAACUUUGAUCUUGGAAGCUCUACUGUAACUUAAUUUUAUACCAAUAACAUGUCACUGUCAUCUGCAGCUUUGUCAUUAACUGACUUUUCUUUUUGGAAAGAUUCGUCUGUUCCAUGAAUUGACUAAUAGUAUCUUUUUCUGAUUUGGGUUCCUCUGUAUAAGAAAAGAAGGAGUAAGAGAUUCUAGGUGGAGGUAUGAUCAACUCUCCAUGCUCAUUUCAUGGAUGAGGAAACUGAGGUACAGUCAAGAGCCCCAUUCAUUUCUAGCAUUCCCCAGAGAAAUCUAUUGCUUCCCAUACCUCAGCUAAUAGUGUUCUCAGAAGAUAAACCUCUGAAUGUCCUGGGAGUAAUAAAACGGUGCUCAACUA
Molecule: messenger RNA, 3211 nt
Organism: Ictidomys tridecemlineatus (thirteen-lined ground squirrel)
Lineage: Eukaryota; Metazoa; Chordata; Mammalia; Rodentia; Sciuridae
Gene: Nlrp10
Product: NLR family pyrin domain containing 10
Biological process (GO): positive regulation of inflammatory response
Cellular component (GO): cytoplasm
Source: RefSeq, a predicted model, not a curated record